CGCGAGGGACGGCCGCGAUGCGCUCGGCCUGAGGCUACCCGGCCCGGCCCUUCCUCGCUUCCCUUGACUAUUCCACGGCGUCUCCGCGCCCCGGCGUCAUCCUGCGAGUCCCUCUGACGGGAGGGAAGAUGGCUGCACGGAGCUGGCAGGACGAGCUGGCCCAGCAGGCCGAGGAGGGCUCGGCCCGGCUGCGGGAAAUGCUCUCGGUCGGCCUAGGCUUUCUGCGCACCGAGCUGGGCCUCGACCUGGGGCUGGAGCCGAAACGGUACCCUGGCUGGGUGAUCCUGGUGGGCACGGGCGCGCUCGGGCUGCUGCUGCUGUUUCUGCUGGGCUACGGCUGGGCCGCGGCUUGCGCCGGCGCCCGCAAAAAGCGGAGGAGCCCGCCCCGCAAGCGGGAGGAGGCGGCGGCUGCGCCGGCUGCGGCCCCCGACGACCUGGCCUUGCUGAAGAAUCUCCGGAGCGAGGAACAGAAGAAGAAGAACCGGAAGAAACUGUCCGAGAAGCCCAAACCAAAUGGGCGGACUGUUGAAUUGGCUGAGGGUGAAGCUGUUCGAACACCUCAAAGUGUAACAGCAAAGCAGCCACCAGAGAUUGACAAGAAAAAUGAAAAGUCAAAGAAAAAUAAGAAGAAAUCAAAGUCAGAUGCUAAAGCAGUGCAAAACAGUUCACGCCAUGAUGGAAAGGAAGUUGAUGAAGGAGCCUGGGAAACUAAAAUUAGUCACAGAGAGAAACGACAGCAACGUAAACGUGAUAAGGUGCUGACUGAUUCUGGUUCAUUGGAUUCAACUAUCCCUGGGAUAGAAAAUACCAUCACAGUUACCACCGAGCAACUUACAACCGCAUCAUUUCCUGUUGGUUCCAAGAAGAAUAAAGGUGAUUCUCAUCUAAAUGUUCAAGUUAGCAACUUUAAAUCUGGAAAAGGAGAUUCUACACUUCAGGUUUCUUCAGGAUUGAAUGAAAACCUCACUGUCAAUGGAGGAGGCUGGAAUGAAAAGUCUGUAAAACUCUCCUCACAGAUCAGUGCAGGUGAGGAGAAGUGGAACUCCGUUUCACCUGCUUCUGCAGGAAAGAGGAAAACUGAGCCAUCUGCCUGGAGUCAAGACACUGGAGAUGCUAAUGCAAAUGGAAAAGACUGGGGAAGGAGUUGGAGUGACCGUUCCAUAUUUUCUGGCAUUGGGUCUACUGCUGAGCCAGUUUCUCAGUCUACCACUUCUGAUUAUCAGUGGGAUGUUAGCCGUAAUCAACCCUAUAUCGAUGAUGAAUGGUCUGGGUUAAAUGGUCUGUCUUCUGCUGAUCCCAACUCUGAUUGGAAUGCACCAGCAGAAGAGUGGGGCAAUUGGGUAGACGAAGAAAGAGCUUCACUUCUAAAGUCCCAGGAACCAAUUCCUGAUGAUCAAAAGGUCUCAGAUGAUGAUAAAGAAAAGGGAGAGGGAGCUCUUCCAACUGGGAAAUCCAAAAAGAAAAAAAAGAAAAAGAAGAAGCAAGGCGAAGAUAACUCUCACGCACAGGACACAGAAGAAUUAGAAAAAGAGAUUAGAGAAGAGCUUCCAGUGAAUACCUCUAAAACCCGUCCAAAACAGGAGAAAGCUUUUUCCUUGAAGACCAUAAGCACUAGUGAUCCAGCCGAAGUACUCGUCAAAAAUAGCCAGCCUGUCAAGACUCUUCCACCUGCUACUUCUACCGAGCCAUCUGUUAUCUUAUCAAAAAGUGAUUCUGACAAGAGCUCCUCCCAAGUGCCGCCAACUCUACAAGAGACAGAUAAAUCCAAGUCAAAUACCAAGCAAAAUAGUGUGCCUCCUUCACAGACCAAGUCUGAAACUAACUGGGAAUCUCCCAAACAAAUAAAAAAGAAGAAAAAAGCCAGACGAGAAACGUGAAAUUUUUUUUCCUGAAUUGGACAUGUGUUUGCAAACACUGUCUUGAAGAUUAUGCUGUUUAUGCAAUAAUUUGUGAACAUGUACAGAGUUUUAUAUAAAUUUAAACCAAUUUUUAAAACAAAACUGCGGACACAACCACCAUAAAAAUGGAAUCAAAAGAAAGUUAAUUUAUGAAAUUAAGAGGUCAGCAGAAUAUACUCAGUGAUGGAAGACACUUGGGAAAGUCUUUUUAAUUGAACAAGAACGAUCUUAAUUUAAGAAUAUUAUCUUGGUUUUACAGCAGUGCCCUGUUUACAACAGAUUGUGCCCUAUCUCAUCUGCAGCCGAGGAAUAAAGGAUUCUGAUUAGAAAGAGGGUUGCCUACAAAUUAGUAAGCAAUUCCUUGGAUCUUAUGCACAGAACUUGUACCAUUUGAAUCUGUUUUAUGCUUAAAUCAAAGUGCUUUGAUCAAAUACAUAACCUGCCAUAUCUUUACAUAUUUGUUGGUAGCAAUUUGUAUUAAAGAAAUCACAAGUGCAAAUAAAAAGUCAUUUAUCAUUUGUUUAACUAAACUGUCAUGGUUUAGUUUACAAUUUUUAAAAGUUCUUAAAAUACCGAAAAUGCAGUUGACACUUGUAUGGCUUAUGAAGUUAUUUUUGAUAGUCUUACAUUACUUGAAUUGUUCAAAGUACAGUAUAUUUUAAAUUAAGAAAAGUGAACUAUAUGUAUUUGUUUUAUACAUUUAAGGCUUAGACUCAUAAAUAAUGCUAUUGUUUAUGAUUUGAAAACUUUCAGGCAAAAUCCAAUUUACAUUUUUCCUUUCCCUAGCAAUUACUUUUUUCCAGCUUCAACACUUCUUAGUUACUAAUACUUUUUUGACUUUAAAAAUGAAAUCAUUCACAAACUUUUGGUAUAUGAUGGAGAAUGAAAAACUAGAGUCAGACAGCUUUAAUUGACAUUGUCAAGACCUCCAGUUAUCAGGAAUACAUUUUUUUACUGCCUUAACCUGUAGUGCGUAGAAUAUGCAUCAAUUUCUUGAAGGGGAUUCAUGUUUUUAUAAGAAUUUUCAUGUAAUUAUUGCAAUUGUGGUCAAAUAAGGAACGUUUCCUGCUUGAAAUUAUAUUGAUUUAAAUGAUGCGUGAGAUGUUUCACCAUUUUCAGGCACUGUGUAAUUCUAUUGUAAUAAACUGGCAGGUAUCUUUGUAACUAUAAAUAGUGCAUGCUCAGCCAUGUACACUGUAAAUAGCCUUUACCAAACGUGUUUGACAAGGACCAUAAUUAACAUCACUUAGUGAAUUGUGAUAAAGAAAAACAAGCCAUGAUUUAUUCGAUGUGAUUGGCUUAAUUGUUUUUAUGUGGCGCCAAGAAUGAACCUGUUUAACAGCUGUAACCAAUGGUACUGAUCUAUCCAUCCAAUGUUGUCAUUAUAUUUGAUUGUGGUUCAAUAGUAUUGCAUUGUCAGACUAGGAAAGCUAAACAAACAAAAUGGUUUUAGUUUUGCUGAAGACUGGCCUUAUUAAUGGACAGCUUUCCUAACAAGAGAUUAUUAACUUUUAUCAGGUGUUAACAUCUGUUUCAGGAACAUGGCAGUAUGUUUACAUGUCAGAAGUUUUGUUUAAUUCUAUGGUAUUUCUAAAUUGACUUGUUUAAAUAAAUUCAGCAAAUGGAUAGCACUGUUUUUUAUUUGCUUCAAUAUGGGGGUAGGUAAUAGCUAAAGUGCCAAGGAUGGAUUUCUUCAAAUGACUUUAUUCUGUUAGCUUUACAUAGGUGUUGGAGGAUUCCGAAGGUGUCAGCACUUUGUAAAGGUACCACAAAGGAGAAUUUGAUAGGGAAUCUAAUUUUAGAAUGUGCCAAAUGGUCUAUGCUCAACAAUUUAAUUGAACUCUCUCAACUCUACCUCACCAUUUCUUUAUCUUAAAAUUCUGUUGGCUAUGUCAAACAUUGGACUUUAUUUUUUCAGCCUAGUAUCUCCCCAUUCUACCACCUAUGCCAGAUGUUAAAGACACCAGAUGUUUUGAGGAGAAAGGUGUUGUGGAGAUGCAGAGAUGCACUGCUAAGUUGAGGUGGAUCCAGUAUAGAGAUACCUCUAUGAAUUCUUUCUGGCUCAAGAGCUAGGACUUGGGUUUUGUUUUAAGAGAUGGCAGCUGACUGGGUGCAAUGGCUCACGUCUGUAGUCCCAGCACUUUGGGAGGCCAAGGCAGGUGGAUCACGAGGUCAGGAGUUCAAGACUAGCCUGGCCAAGAGGGUGAAACCCCAUCUCUACUAAAAAUACAAAAAAAAUUAGCUGGGCAUGGUGGUGGGCCCCUGUAAUCCCAGCUAUUCAGGAGGCUAAGGCAGAGAAUCAUUUGAACCCAGGAGGCGGAGGUUGCAAAGCCAAGAUCGUGCCCCACUGCACUCCAGCCUGGGCAACAGAGCAACACUCCGUCUCAAAAAAAAAAAAAGACGGCAGCUAUAUAAACGAUAAAAUUAAUUACAUUCUCUUUCACAUGCAUGAGGUGCAAACUCUGUCACAAAGUAUUUUAAUUACCCUUUACCUUGUUUCAUAGAUCUUUAUGUGACAUAAAAACUGUUUCUGGGCCAGGCGCAGUGGUUCACGCCUGUAAUCCUAACACUUUGGGAGGCCGAGGCAGGUGGAUCACCUGAGGUCAGGAGUUUGAGACUAGCCUGGCCAAUAUGGUGAAACCCCAUCUCUAAUAAAAAUGCAAAAAUUAGAUGGGCAUGGUAGCCGGUGCCUGUAAUCCCACCUACUCGGGAGGCUGAGGCAGAGAAUCGCUUGAAUCCAGGGCAGUGGUGGAGGUUGCAGUGAGCCGAGAUCGCGCCACUGCACUCCAGCAUAAAAGACAGCGAGACUCGGUCUCAAGAAGAAAAAAAAAAAAAAAAAAAAAGUUUCUGGCACCUGAACAGGAACUAGUUUACAUCAUCAACUCAGAAAGCACUAAAAUCUAGGUGGUGAUUCAGGGAGGAGCAGGGGAAGAGAGCCUAUUCUAUGGCGGCAUGAAUAAAAUGCUUCCAGAACUAGUAGGGAAAUAAGUAACCUCUUCAGGCUUUAUCAGGACUGGAGGGGAACCUUGCUCAUGUUAGCAAGCAAGGUGUCCUAGAGAAGCCACUCAAAAGGCUCCCUAAUCCAGCCUGUCUCCACAUACAUACUGAAAAUUCUUCCCUACUCUGAGGCAGGGUGUAGUGGUUUAGGGGUUUCUCCAGACUGGAAUCCUACCUAUCUGCACCCACAAUUGAGCAAAACACCAGUUGAGAGAGUCCAAAAAAAAAAAGUAUUAAAAUGUGAUUGAUGUAAUUUACCAUGUUUACUUUGUGCAUGCAUUUUAUUGGGGAGGGGAAGUCAGAAUGAUUCACCCAAAUCUAAUGGUCUUAUUUCAUAGGCUAAUCUGGUUUAUAUUUGCAUUACAGAUACUGGAGGGCAAUAUUUAACUACAGAGUUUAGUUUUUCUUAAUUAAAAACAGUCCUCUAUUAAUAUAGUGUGAAAUAUCUUUCAAAAUGUAGAGUUUAGGUUUAAGAUGUCUACUAGAUAUCUUACGAUUUUCCUGUAAACUCAUUGCACAAACUGGAAUAACUUUCCAAAAGACUUAGGGAAUGCAAAUAUGUUAUUUGUAAGAUGCAUUGAGUAUUGUAAAUAAAACAAACCGUUUUUGAUUUGUUUAAAUUGCUCGUUACAGUUCUCUUGUGGGAAGGGACUUCGUCAGUCAUUUUGCAUCUUAAGCUAGUCUAAACUUUUUGUUGUUGUUGUUUUCCUAAAACCAUAGGUGCAAGCUUUACCACUGGGAAGUCAUAUUGAAUUAAGCACUUUAGAAAAUGUCACUGUUUGUGACACACAAUGUUCUCUACAGAAAACAACUUCUAUCUUAUGUCAUUUUAGCAGAUGUAACUGCCUUCCACCAGGUGCAAUAUAUCAGUUGCAUCAGCCUUUCAGUUAAGGAAAUUAAAACUUGGCAUUAUGCGUUAGUUUGUAUGUAUGGGUUUGGCUGUAUCCCCAAACAAUAAUUGCUUGUACAAGAUAGAAGUUUGUCUCUCAGCUGGGCAUGGUGACUCAUGACUGUAAUCUAAGCUCUUUGAGAGGCUGACACAGGAGGAUUGCUUGAGCCCAGGAGUUUGAAACCAGCCUGAGCAAUAUAGUGAGACCCUGAUCUCGACCAAAAAAAAAAAAAAGAAUUAAAAAACAAAAAAAGAUUGUUUCUCUUUCAUAUAAAAGUUUGGGAAGGCAAUCCAGAGCCCAUAUGACAUUAUGCAGGGUCAGGGAUCCAGGUUUUUUAUAUUGUUCCUCCCCAUUCUCAACCUGUGGUGUUGUGUUUUGUUUUGUUUUGUUUUUCUCCUUUUAAUGAGAUAGGGUCUCACUCUGUUGCCCAGGCUGGAGUGCAGUGGCACAGUUCUAGCUCACUUCAGCCUGGAACUCCUGGACUCAAGCUAUAUUCUCCCACUUUAGCCUCAGCCUCCAGAGUACCUGGGACUACAGGUACACACCACCAUGCCUGGCUAAAAAUUUUUUUUCUUUUUUUUUGUAGAGAUGAGGUCAUUGCUAUGUUGCCCAGGCUGGCCUUGAACUCCUGGGCUUAAGUGACCCUCCUGCCUUGGCCUCCCAAAGUGCUAGGAUUACAGGUGUGAGCCACCGCACCUGGCCAACAUGUGGCUUUCAAUUCUUACUUGAAGACAGCUGUUCUAGCUAGAAACUUCCUGUCAGCAUUUGAGCCAGCUAGUAGAGGGCAUUACCACCCCCACCCCCAAGAACACUUCCUAGAAGUUACACACAAUACAUAAACUUAAAUUUCAAACAGUUGCUUGGUCCUACUAGCCAUGAGGCUGAAUGGGACAUCGUACUCUGUCUGGGUUGUCAUGGGCCAAAUUGAUAUUUUGGGAUUCUGUUACUAAGGAAGAAGAGAAUUGGAUAAUGGGCACCUCUAACAGUGUCUGUCAGAGUUGACAUACAUUGUGUAUCUCCUGCACCAAAGCAUUUUUGAGGUCAAGUGUUCUUCCGGCUGAGCAGAAAUUUGGAAGGCUGUUGAGUGCUACUUAGUGUAGCAGCUGAUAAUGUUCCAACUUCUAUAUGAUGGUUGUUUUUGUUUUUGUUUCUAGAGACAGGGUCUCACUGUUGCCCAGGCUGGUCUCCAAUUCCUGGGCUCAGGCAGUCCUCCCACCUCCUAAAUGCUGGGAUUGCAGGCAUGACCCACUGUGCCCAGUCUAUAUAUAAUAGAUUUUAGAAGAAAUUUCUGCCACUCAAUGACUGCUUUAAAUUCUAGAGACAGAGCAGCUGAGAGAAGCUUAGUAGCCUGCCUGCGCAUACUGUAAGUACAGAUUAUAUAACAAGUUGAAAGAGAAUCACCCUGGUAUAUAAUCUUUUAAAACAUGAAAAAGGCAUUACCAUUGUUCUGGUCUAAGUACUCUUAACAGGACAAUGAUUUCUAACCCUAGCAUCACGACAUGUAUAUAGUGUGUUGUAAGAUGUUUGCCAGCUAAUAGUUACAGUACUGAAGUUUGUGAAUAAGUUACCUGAGAAAACUUUAAGCAGGUUCAAGGUUAUCCCAUGAUAGUAGCAUUCUUAUUUGUACAUAUGUGCUUUCCUUUUUUAUUUGUAUCAAGGCAUUUAAAAGGAAUAUAUGUAACAUGUACCUAAGUUUUAAAGCAUAAUAAAAUGAACACGUCUGAAAACACCA
This is a messenger RNA of Mandrillus leucophaeus (drill), 7517 nucleotides long. RefSeq names its product metadherin (gene MTDH). Gene Ontology annotation, molecular function: transcription coregulator activity; NF-kappaB binding. The coding region runs from base 129 to 1877 and encodes 582 amino acids. The record is from RefSeq and is a predicted model, not a curated record. NCBI's taxonomy places the organism in Eukaryota, Metazoa, Chordata, Mammalia, Primates, Cercopithecidae. The transcript is spliced from 12 exons. Gene Ontology annotation, cellular component: nucleus. Gene Ontology annotation, biological process: positive regulation of canonical NF-kappaB signal transduction; negative regulation of apoptotic process; regulation of transcription by RNA polymerase II.